This is a messenger RNA of Ruditapes philippinarum (Manila clam), 6238 nucleotides long. RefSeq names its product BOS complex subunit ncln-like. NCBI's taxonomy places the organism in Eukaryota, Metazoa, Mollusca, Bivalvia, Venerida, Veneridae. Gene Ontology annotation, biological process: regulation of signal transduction. The record is from RefSeq and is a predicted model, not a curated record. Gene Ontology annotation, cellular component: endoplasmic reticulum membrane.
GAAGCAAAAUGUCUCUGAUAAACAUGGAAGCAAGACCACUUGACGCUAAAAUGGUAACAAGAAGAUGUGUUUUAGCAAGAUUAAAAGAAGUGACAGGGGCAAAGUACAGGGAAUUGAUAGAGCAGAAAGCAGGUGGAUUACUUAUACUUCUCCCUGAGAACUUGUCCACCAUGUCUGCUGAUACUAAACAGCAUCUACAGUCAUUAGAACAGGAGCUACUGUCGACAGAGGAUAGCAGUGUACCUGUAUAUUUUGCUUGGGAGACAGAUAAAUUACAAGAAGUUUAUUAUGGUGUGACAGGUGGUUCAGGAGAUGAUGCUGCUACUGCUGUUGAAGCAUUGUUUAGUUCAGCAUCAGCUAAUGGUUUCCAAAUGGUGAUGGCAGGAUCCCAAGCUAAAGCUCUCACAGACUUCCAAAUCACAAAUAUUCAGGGUCAUUUAUCUGGGUAUGGUAUUGAGGAGCAGUUACCUACCAUCGUUGUUGUGACACAUUAUGAUGCAUUUGGCAUUGCUCCUAGUUUAUCAACUGGAGCUGAUUCUAAUGGUAGUGGAGUUAUAGCUGUCCUAGAACUGGCCAGACUCUUCUCUAAAUUAUACACCAACUCCAGAACACACGCCAAAUACAACAUUGUAUUUCUGUUAUCUGGAGCUGGUAAAUUCAACUAUUUGGGUUCAAAGAAAUGGAUUGAAGACACUUUAGAAAAUGUUGAUAGUUCUCUCUUCUCGGACAUAGCCUAUGUAUUAUGUCUGGAUACUAUAGGCAGUGGUGAUAAUCUUCGUCUUCAUGUCUCAAAACCUCCACGAGAAGACUCACCUGGUGGACAAUUUCUUAAGCAUUUAGAAAAAGUCACAAAUACAUUUUUCCCAGAUGUUGAUUUUCAAAUGGUUCAUAAAAAGAUCAAUUUAGCGGAGGAAUUGUUGGCAUGGGAACAUGAAAGAUUUAGUAUGAAAAGAUUACCAGCAUUCACACUGUCACAUCUAGAUACCCAUAAAACACCUGAUAGAUCUACCGUCCUAGACACCAGGGAUCGUAUAGAUGAUGAGAGUCUAACUAGAAAUAUUCAUAUCAUAGCCGAAACUCUUGCAAGACAUGUGUAUAAUCUUACAUCUCAGGGAAAUGUUCAACUUUUCACAGAUACUUUAGAUGUACAGAAAGAUCUUGUAUCAGCGUGGAUGGAUCACCUAACAUCCAGUCCUAGAGCCGCACAACUCCUGCCAAAAGAUGCUAGUCUUCUCACAACACUAGAGGAAACUAUGUCCAGAUAUCUUAAAGAUGUUAAACGAUCUACUGUCAAAACUGAUAAAAGAGAUCCAGAGUUUAUUUUCUAUGAUGGUGCGGAGUAUAAGAUGAGUGCAUUCAGUGUAAAACCAGCAGUAUUUGAUCUCUUCCUAGCAUUAGCAAUUGGUGGUUAUCUCACAGCCAUAUACUUUCUUGUUCAGAACUUCCACAUUUUACUUGGAAUAUUUAUAAAGUUCACCAAACCAGCAAAAGCCACCAAAGUUAACUAAUACCAGAUAUCUAUAUACAUGUUCAUACAAGUGAUCAAAAUGUCUGUCCUGUCACUUUCAGCUUUUUUUCUACGAGUGCAAAUCCCUCAGACUUCCUGUAAAUAUCCAAUUUUAGUUGUUUCAUAAAUCAUGUUUUUUUACAUGAGAUAACUUGUCACAGAAGAAUGGUAAUAGCAAAUCCGAUGGAUUGUUAUUGUUGCUAUAGUUUACAUUAAAUAGACAUUUGAUUCAACUUUAUUCUACUGGAAUGACUUUUACACCAAAACUUCACAUCGUUUCUGUACUUUGUUGUUGGCGCAAUCAAGCAAAUCGUUUCUAUAACCUUUCAACUUCAGUGAGUGGUCAUAUACAUUUAAAUGCAGUGUACAAGUUUAUCAAAUUAUGUAUAGAGAUUUGAGUAACUAAAUGUAUACAACCAAGAUCAUUGUAAUAUUACAAUCACUCUGAUUAGCGUCUUUUACAAAAGUUGCUUUAAAUGAGGAAAACUUAAGGAAAAAGAGCAGUUAUUCAAAGAAUUAUGGUGAAUUCCUACUACAUUCCUGGUGCAUUUUUGUUUUUAGCUCACCUGUCACAAAGUGACAGGGUGAGCUUUUGUGAUCGCUUUUCGUCCGUCCGUCCGGCGUCCGUCCGUCCGUAAACUUUUGCUUUAAAUGACAUCUCCUCAUAAACCACUGAGCCAAUUUCAUCCAAACUUAACAGGAAUGUUCCUUUGGUGGUCACCUUUAAAAAUUGUUCAAAGAAUUUAAUUCCAUGCAGAACUCUGGUUGCCAUGGCAACCAAAAGAAAAAACUUUAAAUAUCUUCUUUUAAAAAACCAUAAGAGCUAGAGCUUAGAUAUUUGGCAUGAAACAUCUUCUAGUGAGUGUCUACCAAGUUUGUUCAAAUAAAAGCCCUGGGGUCAAAAUUGGCCCCGCCCUGGGGGUCAUUGAUUUUCCCUAUAUGCAUAUAGUAAAAAACUUAAAAAAUCUUCUUUUAAAGAACCGUAAUGCCUAGAGCUUAGAUAUUUGGCAUGAAAACAUCUUCUAGUGAAUGUCUGCCAAGUUUGUUCAAAUAAAAGCCCUGGGGUCAAAAUUGGCCCCGACCCAGGGGGUCAUUGAUUUUCCCUUUAUGCAUAUAGUAAAAACUUAAAAAAUCUUCUUUUAAAGAACCCAAAGAGCUAGAGCUAAGAUAUUAAGCAUGAAACAUCUUCUAGUGAGUGUCUACCAAGUUUGUUCAAAUAAAAGCCCUGGGGUCAAAAUUGGCCCCGCCCCAGGGGGUCAUUGAUUUUCCCUAUAUACAUAUAGUAAAAACUUUAAAAAUCUUCUUUUAAAGAACCAUAAGAGCUAGAGCUUAGAUAUUUGGCAUGAAACAUCAUCUAGUGAAUGUCUACCAAGUUUGUUCAAAUAAAAGCCCUGGGGUCAAAAUUGACCCCGCCCCAGGGGGUCAUAGAUUUUCCCUAUGCAUAAAGUAAAAACUUAAACAAUUUUCUUUUAAAGAACCCAAAGAGCUAGAGCUAAGAUAUUAAGCAUGAAACAUCUUCAGUGAGUGUCUACCAAGUUUGUUCAAAUUAAAGCCCUGGGGUCAAAAUUGGCCCUGCCCCGGGGGUCAUUGAUUUUCCCUAUAUGCAUAUGGUAAAAACUUAAACAAUCUUCUUUUAAAGAACCAUAAGAGCUAGAGCUUAGAUAUUUGGCAUGAAACAUCUUCUAGUGAAUGUCUACCAAGUUUGUUCAAAUAAAAGCCCUGGGGUCAAAAUUGACCCUGCCCCAGGGGGUCAUAGAUUUUCCCUAUAUGCAUACAGUAAAAACUUAAAAAAAUCUUCUUUUAAAGAACCAUAAGAGCUAGAGCUAAGAUAUUUAGCAUGAAACAUGUUCUAAUAGGUGUCUACCAAGUAUGUUCAAAUAAAAGUCCUGGGGUCAAAACUGGCCCCGCCCGGGGGGGGGGGUCAUUGAUUUUCCUUAUAUGUGUAUAGCAAAAACUUAAAAAUCUUCUUUGGAAAAACCCAAAUAGCUAGAGUUUAGAUAUUAAGCAUGAAACAUCUUUAAGUAAAUAUCUACAAAGUUUGUUAAAAUAAACGCCCGGGGGUCAAAACUGGCCCUGCCCCAGGGGUGACAUUGUUUUUAACUAUAUGUGUAUAGUAAAAACUUUAAAAAUCUUCUUUUAAAAAUGCCAAUGAGCUAGAACUUAGAUGUUUAGCAUGAAACAUCUUCUUAUGGGUGUCUACCAAGUCUGUUCAAAUAAACAAAUAAAAGUCCUUGGGUAAAAAUUGGCCCGGGGAUGGGGGCCUAUAUACAGGUGAGCGACCUCAGGGCCAUCAUGGCCCUCUUGUUCUGUUUAUGUGAAAGAUAUUUCCGUCACAACUGUACGUAAUCAGAAAAGUGACGUUUUUUUUUUCAAGUAUGUUUAUAAUUUUAUGUAAAAAAGAUAAUUUAGAAAAAAAAAUAUGUUUAUUUACUUAAUAUUUAGUAAAGAUAUGGUUUGUAUAUACACUGUCUAUCAUACACAGAGUUUUUAUUUUAUUUCUAUCUGUCAUUUUCUAUAAUAUAUAGCUUUAUAUCAUUCAUUUAUUGUUUAUUUAUUAUAUCAUUUCACUUGAUUUCUACAUUAUAAAUUAUGUUUAGCAUUGUCUUAUUGAUUCUUAGAAAAUCAUUUUUGGUAAGCAAACAAAAAUUUGAAUUUUUUUAGAGAAGACAUAUUUGGAGUGUAGAAAAGAAAUAAAAAGAAUGACUUGCAUAAGUUAAAAAAAUAGCAAAUAAGUUUGUAGACAUGCAGUUAUUUAUAAGAUUGUUUAACCUGCAUUAUGUUUGGGGUGGGGGUAUGUACAUGUUUUUAUUUCAUUUUGGAAAAAAAAAACUAUGCAAAUAUGAUAAACAACAAUAUGUACUUUAAAUGGUAUGCUCUGUUCCCAGUGGCUUAUCAGUAAAGGAAAUCUGCAAUGUUUACACAAGAUUUUAUAAGAAAUUAAGAGUUUUACUUUAUAAUUUUAAGUUUGAUUUAUUGCUUUGCUAACGUCUAGUUAUGAAGACCAAUAGUGGUAUUUUUGUGUAUAAUGGUCCAUCACUUUACAGCUACUAGUAACAAAUCAAUUCUAUGCCUGCCACGUCUAUAAAGUCUGUGACUGGGUACGUAACUUAAAGGUCUUUGACUUCAAACCACUUGCCCCUCACUGCUGUUUGUUUGAAUAUAGCUGGGGAAAUUGUAUUCUUUCAUAAAAGGAAGCUAUCCAGCUAGCUUAAGGAAUGUCCUGGUUCUACUCGGUGUCGGCUCAUGCCUGAUAAAAUGCACACAGGUGCAUUGCGGGUCUUCAUUCACCAGUAAGGCUGGAAAAGUUUUCAUUGGGCUUUUGUUUGUUUAAACACAACCAACCAAACAAAAACCUGCAACAAUUCACUUGGGUGUGUCACCAUUAGGUCAUUUAAAACUUGUAACAUGCAUAGGUAACAUGCGUAGGUCACCUUCAAAGUAAAACAUGUGUUCACAGUUGUAAACCAAAGAUAAUACAUGUAGUGCUAUCUUGACAAGUAGCAUUGUUAGAAUUUAAUGUUGUAAUUUGGCAUCUAUUUCAUGCAAAACAAGCAAGAAAUCAGUAUUGCCCUCUGUAUGAUAUGGUAUACGAUUUACAUUUAUCUUACCUUGUAGGAGCACUGCAAGGUUUUUGUAGCCUAAAAUGCUUGUUUUGUUACCUUUUAUGGCACUAAAGUUGGGGACAAAAUAUUUUGAUUGUCCGUCUGUCCACUUCUUGUAUGGUCCAUAACUUGUGGGUCAUGACUAGAAGAUAACCCCUUUUGAUUUUGAAGUCAGUAGAGCAAAGGUCAAGAUCACUGUGACCUUGUAAAUUCCUUAGAUCUGAUGUGAGGGUGUUCAAACUUAUUGUAAGAUCAUUGGUAUUUAAACCAAUAGGUUGAGGUCACAUUGACGCAUGAAAUUCUUAUCUGAUCAAUGACAAAAGUUGUAGGUUUGUGAAGCCCCUUAUUGUAAAAUAUACAUGAAAAUAUACAUAUUUCAUUUUAAGAGCAAAUUAAUUCUGGACAUAGUGUCCUGUGUACACAUUUUUAAUAAAUAAGAGUAUUAAGAUUCCACAUAGUGAACUAAGUUCAAGAUUAUACCUAGAAAUUUAGUUAUUCAUUCAGGGAUGCUUUUUUUGAUAAUUGUGCAAAGUAUAUAAGAAUGUUCUUUAUUCUUGUAAAACUCUAUUUGCUGUAAGUUGCUGGACCCAACUUUUGAAGGCAUUUGUAUGUUUCCAAUGACAAUUCUUGUUUCACUUGUAAAUAUAAUCACUGUGAACAAACUACAUGUACAUGAUUUACUGGAAGAAGUACUUUACUUUUAGUACUAACAGCUUUAUUUCAUGUCAAUCAGUUUUGCACACACUCUAGUUCAGUAGAGAGUUAUUAGCUUCAUUCUUUUCACUUUGAAUUGGGAAUUUGAGUUUCAUGGAAGCUUUAAGCUUUCUGCUCAGUCCCGAUUGUAAUUUAUAUCUGCAUUGUAAUCUUGUAAUUAUUUGUAUAAAUUUUUAACAUAGAAUAUUGUUAAAACCAAUAUACAUGUACUUUGUGUUUUGAGACUAAAUCUAUAGAUUGCGAAACAAAUGUACAAUUUUGUACUUUGAGUUGAGUUCUAAAUCAAUAUAGAGAUAUUUGGAAGAAAAUAUUGCUGCAGUAGUUGGGUAAAACUGAAAACAGAUUUACAUUUUUUGUACCUUAUCCAGUUCCUUUAACCAGGUUUUGUAAUGAAUAAAAUAUGCAAUUUAAAUAA